AUGUCCUCCGCAUCAGAAGAAAUGCAAAUCAACCCCACCCGCGCAAGGCACCUCUCCGAAAACCUCAGCCACGUCCUCUCCCAGGUCCGCCUCAUCGCCGUCUCAAAACUAAAACCCGCAAACGACAUUCUCGCCCUCCACAAUGCUCCCUCUAGCCACACCCAUUUCGGCGAAAACUACUCCCAAGAACUCACCGAAAAAGCCGCCUUACUGCCAAAAACAAUAAACUGGCAUUUCAUCGGCGCCCUCCAAACAAACAAAUGUCGUCCUUUGGCCGAAAGCAUCCCAAACCUGUUUUCCGUGAGCAGCGUCGACAGUGCCAAAAAAGCCGACGGCCUGGAAAAGGGAAGAGCAAAACUUGAAGACGAGGUACAGGGAAAGAAACUGAGGGUUUUGGUGCAGAUCAAUACUUCAGGGGAAGAAGAGAAAUCUGGUGUGGAGCCAAAGGAUGCAGUGACGCUUUGCAAACACAUCUUGGAUAAUUGCCCGCAUCUAGAGUUGGGUGGUUUGAUGACCAUCGGUGCGAUUGCGAGAUCGAAAGCUACCACCAAAGAAACGGAAAAUGAAGACUUUGAGGCAUUGAGAAAGUGUAGAGAUGACGUGGCUAGCCAGUUGGGCAUUGAGGCUGACAAGUUGGAGUUGAGUAUGGGUAUGAGCUCGGACUUUGAGGCUGCCAUCAGACAGGGGAGUACAGAGGUUAGAGUUGGUACGACCAUUUUUGGCGAAAGACCUGCUAGAGGCGAUGCUAAAGUCAAGGAGGACGUUGCCGAGGAAAAGAAGUAG
Molecule: messenger RNA, 783 nt
Organism: Aureobasidium vineae
Lineage: Eukaryota; Fungi; Ascomycota; Dothideomycetes; Dothideales; Saccotheciaceae
Source: the annotation of a GenBank genome assembly